Messenger RNA from Ochlerotatus camptorhynchus, 1442 nucleotides. RefSeq lists its product as uncharacterized. NCBI's taxonomy places the organism in Eukaryota, Metazoa, Arthropoda, Insecta, Diptera, Culicidae. The record is from RefSeq and is a predicted model, not a curated record. The transcript is spliced from 2 exons. Bases 167 to 1396 code for a protein of 409 amino acids.
GAACAGUACGAAUCUUCCCGGAUAGUGAUUCGACCCGCGAUUGUCACCGUGUCAACAGACGUGGGAAAAUUGUGAUAAGUGGCGAACCCGUUCCCUCUGGAAGAGUGGAAUAGUAGUGCAAUAGACUGUUUAUUAGAGAGGAGUGUUGACACAAACGGUCGUGAUAAUGAAGACAUUUCUGCUCAUUACAUUGAUUUCGCUGGCUUCGGCUUCGCCGCACUUGCUGAAGAAAAAGCUGAUAUUUUCCACAGAUAGUGAUGGUGGUUAUGGCGGUGGUGGCGGUGGAGGCGCAGGUUCUGGUGGCUUCUCGAUCGGUGGAGGGGGUUUCGGAUUGAGCUUCGGCGGUGGACUGUCGGGUGGUCAUGGCGGAGGUGGCGGUGGAGGCGGUGGCGGCGGGUUUGGAGGAAGCACAUCCCAGGCCCAAGCUGGAGCUUUUGCUGGGACAGGUGGUGGUGGUGGUGGCGGAGGUGGUGGUGGAUACUCACCUUCGUACGGACAUGGCCAUGGUGGGCAGGGUGCAGUAAGCGGUCCUAGUGUAGGUCAUACGAAUAGCAAUAGUUUUGCCAGUGCUAGUGCGAGCAGCUUUGCCAGUGCCAGCGCUGGUGGACACAGCGGUGGUGGAUUCGCUGGCGGUUCUGCACCAGGUGGAGGUUCGGUUGGCUACGUUCCAAGUGGAGGACAUGGUGGACACGGAUCAAGUGCUAGCGCCGGUGGUGCUGGUGGAUUUGUUGGUGGCUCAUCGGGAUAUGCUCCGAGUGGCGGCCAAGGUGGUUAUGGCCAUGGAGGUCAAGGAUCUGUCGGAUUUACUGAAAAUUCUGGAGGUCAUGGAGGUGGAUGGACUCACGGGGGCUCAAGCUCUAAUGGUCAUGGAUUUGCUGGUGGUAGCGGAGUUACCGGUGGUUAUGGCGGAGGAAUCACAAAAGAGAUUACGAUUACCAAACAUGUAGAUAGACCGGUGCCAGCAAAGCCAAUCGUGAUAGAGAAACCCGUUCCCGUUCCUGUUGACAGACCAUACCCCGUGUACAUUGAAAAGGAAGUUCCUGUAACGAUAGUGAGAGAAGUUCCUGUGAAUAGACCAGUUCCGGUGCCAGUUGGAGGAUCCGUUGGUGGAGCAGCUGGUGGAGGAAGCUAUGCAUCGGCAUUUGCUGGAACCGGUAGUUAUGCUUCCGGAGGAAGCUAUGGAGCCGGUGGUGGUGGAGGACAAGGUGGUGGAUACGGUACUGGUGCAGGUGGUGGUGGAGGAGGUGGCCAUGGAGCAGGUGGAUACGGAGGAGGUGGCUACAGUGCAGGAGGAUAUGGUGGCGGUGGUGGCGGCGGUGGUGGUCAUGGAUUUACAAAAACGAUCACCAUUGAAAAGAACUUUAACAAACACAAGCACCAUCAUCAUGGAUGGUGAUAAGGAUGAUAUGAUAAUACUUCCUAAUACUAAUCGUACGUGAAUU